CAGUAUCAACGUUUGGCAAGGUUCACGGCCCAGAACCACCAAGAGGACGGCACUCCUUAUGGCCGUCUCCAGGACAUUAUACCUACUACCACUGCCGCCGCCAACAGGGACGCGGAAGCACGCGAUGUCUUCUAUCAGGCUCGUGCUGCCGAAGCCAUCAACCAAGUCGACAGCGCCUUCAACUCCAGCAAGUAGUUGUCUACACCACUCGGCAUGGAGUCGUUGGUCUACGGCUUAUUUCAUUCCGUGGCGUGGUCUUUAAACCGAGGAUCCACGGGUCCAAUCGCUAAGUUCGAGCACUUGCACCGACACCGACGGCUCCACAAAUUUGGUGAAACAACUUCCACCACGACGCUACCGGGUCGGGUUCAUUCCGUUGCCGUUCGUCGCCAAGCAUCGCACAUAUUUCUUUCAAGUUGUGCACACACUCGAAUGAGACAUCCUUUCUUUUCUUUUCUAGUCUCGACCACAGUCGCAUAUUACUGUACACGAAAACUGCUACGCCACAGCGCAACCUCACUCUUUACGUCCCAUUUCGCGCCAUCCUCCCUAUACACAUUUGACGACUAUCGCUUCAAUUCCUUCAACACAUCGCCCUUAUGUGCAACCUUUUCAUAUAUUGCCGUCUGUUUAUCGCUUCAUCACCGGUCAUAUCAUCACCGUCCCUGCCCAAGAUCAUCUCUAUUUCCUAAAGCAUCGCGAUAACCACCAAAAUCCAGGAAUCAAACAGCAGCCAGACCACCAACCCCGCACGGCAAGCGGGUCGCAUGUUAGGUACAUCCAUGUCGUUGGGGCUCGACUAACCAUGGACAACG
Messenger RNA from Neurospora hispaniola, 815 nucleotides. RefSeq lists its product as uncharacterized. The record is from RefSeq and is a predicted model, not a curated record. The transcript is spliced from 2 exons. The coding region runs from base 214 to 705 and encodes 163 amino acids. NCBI's taxonomy places the organism in Eukaryota, Fungi, Ascomycota, Sordariomycetes, Sordariales, Sordariaceae.